Glycine soja is the source of this 3127-nucleotide messenger RNA. RefSeq names its product F-box/kelch-repeat protein At1g26930-like. Gene Ontology annotation, cellular component: nucleus. NCBI's taxonomy places the organism in Eukaryota, Viridiplantae, Streptophyta, Magnoliopsida, Fabales, Fabaceae. The transcript has 4 exons. The record is from RefSeq and is a predicted model, not a curated record. Gene Ontology annotation, molecular function: protein binding. Bases 803 to 2422 code for a protein of 539 amino acids.
AUAAAUUAAGAUGUGAUCUAAGGGGAGAUAAGACCAUGUGAGGGGUCCUCUCUGAUUUUGCUCCAAAACCUUCCCCUUCUUCUGAUUUGUAGAGACUAACCCAAGAAAGAACCAACCAAAAACAAGUGCUUCUUAGAGCUUGGUAUAGCUCUCUCUCUCUCUCUCUCUCUUUGUGCGUGUGUGUGUGAGGGUACAUGCAGAGCAGUGAGUUUGAGACAGAGAAAGAAGCAGUUCAAGAUUGUUGUUCAAUUUUGCAAAAAACUGCCCAUCAAGUACUUUUGUUGCUGUUUUUUUUUUUUUUUUUCGAUUUUGCUUCUUAUCCAACCCGAACUCUAGGCAUAAUUGGGAUUGUAUCUGAACUAUAUUCAGGUUUAACCUCAAAAAUUUCCUCUCCAAUUCCGAUCAAAAUCGACGAAACAAGGGUACUUAACCCUCCAAGCAGCAAACCCUCACCGUUGCUGGAAUUUCAGUGUUACUGUGUGAUUCUUUCACCGUUUCACUAUUAAUACUACUCUGGACAUUGACUCUGCAUCUUCUUUAAGUCAGGCUACUAAAUCAUCAAAGGAAAGAAGCCCCAAAGUCACUGAUUGCAGAUCACGCAGAAGCCCAGUUGUUGAGGCUCUUGAUUCGGAAGGUGGUUCUGGGGACUUGUUAGGGUGCUGCUGAGGCAUUUCAUCACUCAUCUCUGUGGUGUUGAAUUUGCCCCUUCCAACAUAGACAGAAGAAAGCACUGGAUUGAGGGUUGAGUGCUUGUUGUUGCUUGCUGCUGCUGCUACUGCUUCUGCCUCUGGUUGUGGAGACUAUGUUGGAGGGUCGUUCCUGCGUGGUUCCGAGGUUGUUUCCCAGCUCUUGCCAGGCGGAUGACAAGUGGCCUUUCAUGACAUACCUGCCAGACUUGGACAUAAAGAAUGGCAAGCGCCCUUUAGACCCCGAUGGGGAGGAAGAACCCCAGUCAAGGAAGGCUAAUAGGAGAGUGGAUUCUCACCAUCAAGGCGAGACAACUCAGUUUUUGUUUCAACAACAAUCAUGUCAUGCUGAUGAUUCUGUUGUUCCGCAAAUGGAUUGGGAUUGGAGGAAGGGUUGUGAGUCGUUGAGUAAUUGGCAAAGAGUUGAGAAGACUGAAGCCUUUUCUGCCCAGCUAUUGGAUGAACGAGAGCCGCAUUGCACUGGAGAUUCAUUGGUGGUGUCCACUGACCUUCAAUCCAAUAAACAGGAGGAGGAUCAAUCCGAGGAUUCAUCAGAUUCUGGUGUUCAGCAAUCCAAUGAACAGCAGAUGGAGCAGGAGGUGGAAGGGGAUUUGUUGGAUGCCAGUGACCAGCAGCCACUUGAAGAUCAGGAAGAACAUCAUGGUGGGGAUUCAUCAGAUUCCAGUUCUCUUUUGCCCUGCAUGAACUGGGACAACUCAAUUGCUUGUCUCAGCCACUGUUCCAGGUCUGAUUAUGGCUCUCUGGCCUCACUGAAUAGGAGCUUUUGGAACACAAUCCGAAGUGGUGAGCUGUACAGGUGGAGAAGACUGAAUGGCAUAAUAGAACACUGGAUUUAUUUUUCCUGUGCCCUCCUUGAAUGGGAGGCCUAUGAUCCAAUUCGUGAACGGUGGAUGCAUUUACCAAGGAUGGCUUCUAAUGAAUGCUUCAUGUGUUCGGAUAAGGAAUCUUUAGCCGUAGGAACUGAACUUCUUGUAUUUGGCAGGGAGAUGAGAUCCCAUGUCAUUUACAGAUACAGUCUUUUGACUAACUCAUGGACAUCUGGAAUGAGGAUGAAUGCUCCAAGAUGCUUAUUUGGAUCUGCUAGCUUGGGGGAGAUUGCAAUUUUGGCUGGCGGGUGCGAUUUGGACGGUCAUAUCAUGGACUCUGCUGAACUGUACAAUUCUGAGAAUCAAACCUGGGUACUACUCCCUAGCAUGAACAAGCCGAGGAAGAUGUGCUCUGGGGUAUUUAUGGAUGGAAAGUUUUAUGUUAUUGGUGGAAUUGGUGGAAAAGAUUCUAAGCUUCUUACUUGUGGUGAGGAGUACAAUUUACAAACUAGAACAUGGACAGAAAUUCCUAACAUGUCCCCUGGACGUAGUGCUAGGGGAGCUGAAAUGCCAGCGACAGCUGAAGCACCACCCCUGGUUGCCGUUGUAAAUAAUGAAUUAUAUGCUGCUGAUUAUGCUGACACGGAGGUAAAAAAAUACGACAAGGAGCGAAGAGUGUGGGUUACCAUUGGGAGACUACCUGAGCGAGCAGUGUCAAUGAAUGGUUGGGGUCUUGCCUUCAGGGCAUGUGGAGAUAUGCUUAUUGUCAUCAGUGGACCAAGGACUCAUGGUGAGGGUUUUAUUGAACUCAAUUCAUGGGUGCCCAGUGAAGGGCCUCCACAGUGGAAUCUACUCGCCAGAAAACGGUCUGGCAACUUUGUCUAUAAUUGUGCUGUGAUGGGAUGUUGAAGAAUUGAAUUGUGAAGGUCUCAACACAAUUUGAUGCUUCAAAUCCAAUGAGUUGCACAACAUUGAUUCAUCCCUUGAAACAGAAUUCUUGCUAAUUGGUACUUUCCCCCUUUUUCUAUGAUAUUUUCCUUUCAAAGGCGGGGGAGGAUGGGGUAGAUUCAGAUAUUUCUCAGGAUUGGCUGAAAAGUUUUCCGAGGAGGCUCUUCAGUCCUUUUAUUUUUAUGUUUAAAAUUUUAGUUUUCAUUUUUUUCCAUUGAAAUUGGUAUCUUACCCCAUUUACAUUUACAUGAAAAUUUUCAAAGCUUGCUGUCAUGUAGCACAGGAAUAGGUCAAAUAAUUGAAGUCUCAACACAAAUGUAGGUUAUUGGUGUUGUUUAUUUUAAGUUUUCCUUUUUUUUAAGAACACACAACUAGAUAUUGAUUUUCAUGAUCAUAAAUUUUCGUAGCUUGAAGGAUAGGAAUAAUUUCCGGUAGUUGUUUAUUAAUUUUGGAUUAUUUAGCAAUCCACUUUUCAUUUCAAUUCAAUCCUUGCACUAUGUAUUUUGAGCUUUCCCUAGCCUGGAGAAAGUAGUAUAUAGCCUGAUAACCAUUCCAUUUAUUACUAUAUUUCCUACUUCUGUAUUGUCAAUGAUUGAAUUGUUGAUUGUAACACAAAGUGGCAUAGAUGCCAAAAUUGAAAAUGGGGUUUUGCCCCCAUGGUUAAAA